CCUUGACCCCGGAAGUGGCGCGGGAAGAGGAUGCGGAUGCUGGAAUAAACAUGGCGGCCCGCGGCGCUACGGUUGCUCUGUUGCGGGUGGCGGUAGUGCUGGCGCUGCUCUGGGCGGGCCCGGCCGGCGCUCGCGUCCAUCAUCUCACUCUCAAAGAUGAUGUGAGGCAGAAAGUGCACCUGAAUACCUUUGGCUUCUUCAAGGAUGGUUUCAUGAAAGUCAAUGUUAGCAACCUUUCAUUGAAGCCACCUGUGGGCUUUGAUGACAAGAGUAGCUUAUCAGUGGGUUUCAGCUUGGAUCGAACAAGGAAUGAUGGGUUCUCCACUUACCUGGAUGAAGAAGUGGAUUACUGUGUCUUGAAAAAGAAACCACAGCAAGAUGUCUCUGUUAUAAUCUUACUUCUGGACUUCAAAACUGAAGUUGUGAAGGUACAGUUCUCUGCAGAAGCUGUUUCUUUGCUACCUAAAAUUUCAUUCACGUCUGAGGAAAAUGUUACUGCCUUAAAUGCCAAGCCACUAAAACCUUCUGAACAGAGCAGUGAUUCUGGUAAAAAUCCUGCAAAGACCAACCAAAAUACAAACAGUAAAGAUAAGAAGUCCAAACGAAGUACAACCUCGUCCCAGAGCAUAGUAGAACAAGAACAUCCAGUUCACAAUGACAGAGGAACUUUUUCCUUUCAGUUUUUUUUUAACAUCAGCUCCGAUAACCAAGAAGGUCUUUACAGCCUGUAUUUCCAUAAAUGUGUUGGCAAGGAUGGGUCGACUAAUGAUAAGCAGCUAUUUAGUCUUGAUAUAGAAAUUACGGAAAAGAAUCCUGAAAGCUACCUCUCAGCGGGUGAGAUCCCACUGCCAAAACUUUACAUUUCCAUGGCUAUCUUCUUUUUCCUGUCUGGGACUGUGUGGAUCCACAUACUUCGUAAACGUAGAAAUGAUGUCUUUAAGAUUCACUGGCUAAUGGCAGCCCUCCCUUUCACAAAAUCUCUGUCCUUAGUCUUCCAUGCGAUUGACUAUCACUACAUUUCUUCUCAGGGAUUUCCUAUUGAAGGCUGGGCUGUUGUUUAUUACAUCACUCACCUACUGAAGGGUGCUCUGCUGUUUAUCACUAUUGCUCUUAUUGGCACAGGCUGGGCUUUCAUUAAGCACAUCCUGUCGGAUAAAGACAAAAAAAUUUUUAUGAUUGUCAUCCCACUUCAGGUACUGGCGAAUGUGGCAUACAUUAUCAUAGAGUCAACAGAAGAGGGGACAACUGAAUAUGGACUGUGGAAAGAAAUACUCUUCCUGGUGGACUUGCUAUGUUGUGGAGCCAUCCUGUUCCCAGUGGUAUGGUCAAUAAGGCAUUUACAGGAGGCUUCAGCAACAGAUGGGAAAGCUGCCAUUAACCUAGCAAAGCUGAAGCUGUUUAGACAUUACUAUGUUAUGAUUGUGUGUUACAUUUACUUCACACGGAUCAUUGCAAUUCUCAUAAAGAUUGCUGUUCCAUUCCAGUGGAAAUGGCUAUACCAGCUGCUGGAUGAAAUGGCCACACUUGUAUUCUUUGUACUCACUGGGUACAAGUUCCGUCCAGCAUCAGACAACCCUUAUCUACAACUCUCUCAAGACGAUGAGGAUGACUUGGAGAUGGAAGCUGUGGUGACAACUUCUGGAAUAAUGGAGGGCAUGAAGAAGGUCAAGAAAGUGGUGAAUGGUUCAGCAGAGCCACAGGGUGAAUGGGAAAGCACAGCAUGAUGGACUGGACUAAGGCAGCACUUUCAGAGACACUUUUUUAAUUUAUUAAUAUUACUCUCAGUGGAAAGGGAGCAACUAGCACUUCCCAACAUUGAAACUGCAGAGUGGGGUGUGUCUAGGGAGAGCAAAGCAGUGCAGAAAUAUACCUGUUCCUCUGAUCAUAGGAAAUGGGAUUUUGUGGUACCUGCAAGGAGUGUAAAGCUUUCCUAGGGAUUUUUGGGUAGCUUAUGCUUUUUUUUUCUCCUUUCUGGAGUGGCUAGGUAUUUUGAAUUGUUUGCAGUUGCGUUCUUCAGAACGUGAAGAAUACUGAUGUGAAGAGACACCUUUAGUGUGUAUGUAAGGUAUGUAUUUUAUAUAAUGCACAUAUAUAUAUAUACACACACACGCUCGCUAUGUAACACGUAUACUGGGAAUUGCAAAGCAUGUCAGAAGGUGGGAAAAGAAGACAAGAGAAGUAAAUACUUUUUUUUCUUUUUAUAAACUCUCCUUUUGCUGCAAAACAAAUGAGUAGAAAAACUGCAGUUAUUUGAGAGACUGAAUAGGGUAUGGUAUCAGAUGACUUCUGCAACUACUCAUGUCAGUGGGAAAGUUGGUAAGUAUCUUCUUGUCUUAUCCAUGCAGGUAUCCAUUUGAAUGUGUCAGGUUUUUAAAUGUAUUGCUAUACAGGAAGCAAGUGACUGUUCUUUGUUAAAAGCAGUAGCCUGUAAUGCAAUAAGCAGUUGUGUAAAUUCUCCGCUGUUUAUGGAGUUGUUCUUGAUUCACACCCAUCUGACGAGAAGUACACAAGAGGUGUAAGACUGAUGCUUGCUUUUUAGGGGUCUGCCAUUAAACAUUUAAUUUCAAGCUGUGACCCAGAGCACUUUGAUCUGCUUUAUAAAAUAUUUUUGAGGUAUUUUGAAAGACACUCCUUUCUGGCACAGUAUAAACAGUACCAGAAUCUCCAGUGGAAAUCUGUUUCACAAAUGUACUGCAGCAUAAAUCUCUCAUUCACUGUUAUCCUGAAUUAUUUAGCCUCUCUGGAUGGCUACUUGUACAUCUCUGGCUAAGUAUGAUUAGUGAUACUGUAGUUUGAUGUGAGCUGAACUGGUCAAAAUGGUACUGCUGCCAAAACUAGGCAGCUGCAGCUCCCAGUCUUCAAUGGCUUUUGUCAGGAAAGGGGAAUAUUAUGACCAGAACCUCAGUGCAGGGGAAUAGGGAAGUCUUGACUAUUAGCUGCAAAUUUGCAGUGGAGUCUUCAGAAACAAGUUACGAAUGCCAUGUGUGUUUUAUCUGUUGUACUCUAGUAUUGUUAAUAAGGCAAGCUGGUGCCCAUAGCUGUAGUAGUAAGGCAUAGCACGUGAUUGUAAAUUUGGAGGGAGAUGGAAGUGGCUUACUGAUGUAAUGAGGAUAAGCUUUAAGAAAAAUAAAUUAAGUAUAACUCACUGACCCACAGAAGCCUUAGUAUUCAUGUAGAGACAUUGACGUAUGGUGCUGUUGAGGAAAGUGCUUCUGUCAGGGUCACAAGGAGAGGCAUCAUAGUGCUUUGGAUGUGCCAGCAUCUCCUACAAACUCAUCUAGGAAUUGCUUUUUGACUGAAGGGACUACAUCUCUGGGGCAUAACUUGAGGUUUAGAAGGAGGAUUUUCCUUGGAACCUUGAACCACUUCUUUGUUGGUCUUGAACAGGGAUUGUAGAGCUCCUAAAUGAGCGGUCUGUACCAAGACUUGCUGUUUGAAGAGCAGCAUUGUCUUCUGUUUACUCCUCUUUUCCUAGGUGUUGGUUCUUAGUCUCAGGUUUCUUUUUUUGUAUGCGCUUUUUUUGCUGAAGUUGUGUAUGGUGUCCCUGGCUCACUAGUCAAAGGCCAGAAAAUGGAUGAAUUCUUCUUGUCUUGAAAAGCCACAGCAGUACUCUGUUUUUAGAAGAGCUUUUUCCACAUUCAGGCCUGAGCUACAGCAGCUGUCUAAGUGCCAGCUGAAGCUGGUUGUACAAUGCAGGAUGCUCACCAGCGGUACAGCAGCAACUAGUCAGACCUAAGCAUUAGUAAAGAAAAUGUAUGUGGAUGUGCAGGUCAAA
Messenger RNA from Falco peregrinus (peregrine falcon), 3775 nucleotides. RefSeq names its product G protein-coupled receptor 107 (gene GPR107). The transcript is spliced from 18 exons. Lineage: Eukaryota; Metazoa; Chordata; Aves; Falconiformes; Falconidae. Gene Ontology annotation, biological process: clathrin-dependent endocytosis. The coding region runs from base 51 to 1724 and encodes 557 amino acids. Gene Ontology annotation, molecular function: clathrin heavy chain binding. The record is from RefSeq and is a predicted model, not a curated record. Gene Ontology annotation, cellular component: membrane; clathrin-coated vesicle; Golgi apparatus.